Molecule: messenger RNA, 1185 nt
Organism: Geodia barretti
Lineage: Eukaryota; Metazoa; Porifera; Demospongiae; Tetractinellida; Geodiidae
Source: the annotation of a GenBank genome assembly
AUGAUGAUUCCACUGGUUGUCCUACUGCUUGCGGGUGUCGGUUGUGACACAAAGCAGAAGGGUCCGAGCAACCUAUCUGUAGGCAGAAGUAAAUUGAUUGACAGCGGGAACGCCUUGGAAGCCGUUGAGCAUCUCGAAAGAGCAGAACAGGAAGAGGUUAAUAAACUGGAGCCACGUGCUCUACUCCUUAUCGCUUACUCUCAUGGACUUUCCACGGGAAGUGCGAGUAGCCACGGCGUUGAAGCCAAGUUCAAAAACCAACGGGAACAGCGGAUACAAGAACUCACCGAGGCUGAGAUAAAGCAAAUCCUACAAAUUCUCAGCAGACCGUCGCGGGUACAGAGAGAUGGCUUACAGGUACUUGUUGACAAGGGACCUGAAGCAUCGGUAAUAAUUCUCGACAGCCUCACCAUAGGGAGAUAUCCGUCGCUUCAUGAAAAUUUUCCGGAAGUGCUUGUUCAGAUAGGUUCUGACGGUCUUGACCUGGUUUUAGCGAAACUUACUGAUGAAACGACUUCACCUGCACUCAAGGUUAAACUCGUGCAGGUCCUUGCUGGAAUUGGCGACGCGAAAGCCAUAGAUGCCCUAAAAACGCUUCAAAGUGGAACAGGCGAAGCUACUUUGGCAAUGGAGAUUAACACGACCCUCUAUCAACUCGGUGAGGAAUCCUAUAAAAAGGACAUCAUCGCCGGCUUAAGUCAUAGUGAUGUUGCUGCCCGACGCGCCGCCGCAAAAGCCAUGGUCAAUAUUAGCGAUGUCUCAUCGAAAACUCUCAUUGCGGGGUUAAAAGACACCGACUCUGAAGUCGUCACAUCACUCGUAAAGGCACUUGAAGUGCAUCGGGAUGCUGACGCUGUCGACGAACUCCUAAAUAUUCUUACCGGUGGGUUGGACAAAGAUCCGAAGCAGGCGGCAAUUAAUGCGCUUGACAUUUAUGGACAAAACAAGCUUGCGAGGGGUUUGGCAAAGCGUGUUACAAUGCUACUCAUUGGCGGCACAGUUAGCGACGCAGACACUCGGCUCCGUCUUGUUCAACUUCUGAAGAGAGAACCGUUUCUGAAGCAAAUUCAGGUGACGGAAUUGUACGACAAUCUUGAGUUCAAGCUCUAUGAAUAUCAGAAGGAAAAGGAACAGAGCGAACUCGUCAAAUCGUCGCUUAAACAACUCCUUGAUGCACUUCAGUAG